AUGGCUUCAACGGAACAGGAAUUGAUGCAGCUUCUUGCCUAUACGUGUGCUCGCAUCAAGCAGUUCAGACCCAAAGGACUUUACGAAUAUUUUGCAGCAAUGCUUGUUUAUGACUGCCUCACGGGAACAUCUCGCGAAGUCGAGCUCAUUUGGACUAGGAAGAUCAAGGCCACAAACUGUCUCUUCAAACUGUCGUUAUUCGCCAAUAGUUUUCAUGAUCCUCAACUGGCUACACUUGAGCAGCGUCUCUCUUUACAAAUGGCUGUGAUACCAACUGCUUUCGGCGUGCUUCGUGUAUACGCCGUGAUAGACCGCGAUUGGCGCACGACACUAUUCACAUUGAUUCUUGGCUUAUUUCCGACAGCAAUAGAUAUCCUAUAUUUCGCCAAGUCUACAUUUGCUGUACUGCCACUCCCAGAUGGCCACUUGUCGUCCAACACAAUCACUGUCAAGUGCGCUUCCUUCGACGUCUUCGUAAUAUCCGUCUUGUGGUCCAAGUGCCGCCAGGCAUGGAAGACGUCGCUGAUUGCGCGGCGACAACACUCCUUAACCGAGCAUCUACUGAAGGAUGUUGUGGAGCCUCCGCAGAGCACGACCGACUUAGAUGGCAUCAAUCUCGACCUCUUAUUCACCCCCACCUCAAUUCAGGAUCAAGAAUCUGCUAUAGCGGGCGAGGGUAGUAUCCGCAACAUGCCUACGAGAUCCGCAUCUAGUCGUGGCACGGGCCUCCCUGUAAAUAUGGUUGAUCUUCAAGGACAUGCGCAUCAAGUUGGGCCUAGCAGGGGAUGCUCAAUAGACUUGUUGUACAACAACAACUGCCGUACUGGAAAAAUGCGUCCAUGGCUACUAGCACGUCCCGGGCGCCAGUAA
Rhodofomes roseus is the source of this 870-nucleotide messenger RNA. RefSeq lists its product as uncharacterized. NCBI's taxonomy places the organism in Eukaryota, Fungi, Basidiomycota, Agaricomycetes, Polyporales, Fomitopsidaceae. The transcript has 8 exons. The record is from RefSeq and is a predicted model, not a curated record. Bases 1 to 870 code for a protein of 289 amino acids.